This is a messenger RNA of Gadus morhua (Atlantic cod), 1843 nucleotides long. RefSeq lists its product as uncharacterized. The transcript is spliced from 2 exons. The coding region runs from base 406 to 1674 and encodes 422 amino acids. The record is from RefSeq and is a predicted model, not a curated record. Lineage: Eukaryota; Metazoa; Chordata; Actinopteri; Gadiformes; Gadidae. Gene Ontology annotation, molecular function: zinc ion binding.
CCUUAAAGUGUACAAAAGUUUGGAGGCCUAUAACCAGAUGGUGUGUGGAUGGGUGAGGGAGAUUCAAUACCAAGUCAUCGACGACAGAUGUGUUGCGAAGGCCAAAGUUCUCCAUUCUCAAUCAAUCCGAGAAACACCCUUGGAACCCUGGAUAAUCGCUGAGAAGUCUGGUCGGAUACUUGGAGCCCACUGCACGUGUAUGGCUGGCCUCGGAGAGACGUGCACACAUGUUGCUGCAUUAUUGUUUCUCAUAGAAGAAACAGUGAAGUUGAGGGACUCAAAGACAGUGACGCAAGAGAAGGCGUAUUGGCUGUUACCUACUGCACUGUCUAAGGUGGAAUACAGGGAAUGCCGGAAGAUUGACUUCACUGUAACCAAGAGGUCUCAAGUAAAAGAGCUGGCAGGAUGAAAUGUGCUGCUCUUGGACAGCCACUUGAGGACCCAAGUGAUACUUCCACUUCUUCUACUGUUACAGUUGGGAAACCGCAACAGCCAACCAGUGAUGAACUGUCAUCAUUAUUCAGUGCUCUUAGCGCGACUGGAUCAAAGUCUGCUAUUUUGUCCCUGAUUGAGCCUUACUCUGACAGUUUUUUCCCAAAAUCAAUUGGAGAAAAUUUACCUCUUGUGUUGACGGAAUUGCGAAAAGACGAAGCAGUUCACAUGGACUAUAGUGAGCUAUUGUCCACAUGCAAAGAUGUUGAAAUUUCUGUUUCAGAGGAGCAAGCAAAGGCAGUUGAGGCCGCUACAAGGGAUCAAGCUUCCUCUAAACUGUGGUUUAGAUUUCGCGCUGGUCGAAUCACAGCAUCUAAAAUGAAAACUGCAUGUUGCACUGAUCCAAAACAGCCAGCUCAGAGCUUAAUCAAAAGUGUAUGCUAUCCUGAGUCAUACAGAUUCACAUCAAAAGCCACUACCUGGGGAUGUAAUCAUGAGAAAUUUGCACGUGAUAUGUUUAUAGAUGUACAUAAGGAAUCUCAUGAAAAUGUUAAAGUACACGACACAGGUUUUUUCAUAAAUCCAAGUGUGCCAUUCUUGGGUGCUUCUCCCGAUGGCCUUGUUUCUUGUGAUUGUUGUGGUGUCAGUGUAAUUGAAGUGAAAUGUCCAUUCUGUGUGAAAAGUGACAUGUUGGACAGUGUAUCCUAUUUGGAGAAGGACAGUGAAGGGAAACUGACACUUAACCGAAACCACCAGUAUUUCUACCAGGUGCAAACUCAACUUGGGGUGUGCAAACUGGAAUCUGCCUAUUUAGUUGUUUGGACAGAAAAGGAUUUGCAUGUUGAGUGCAUUUUAUUUGAUGAAGAGUUUUGGGACACGAUAUGCCAGAAAAGCAAGAAUAUUUUUGACACAGCCAUUAUGCCAGAGUUAGUUGGCAAGUUUUACACAAGGCUUUCAUCUACCAUGGCCAAUGUGUCCUCGCAACCUGGAGUAUCUACCUCGGCUGAAUCACAUGGCUCUGAUUGUGCUGCAAGUGCCAGUGGCCAAGAAGAAACCUGGUGUUUCUGUGGCCAGGUUGAGUUUGGAAAGAUGAUUUUGUGUGACAAUGCAAAAUGUCAUAUUAAGUGGUUUCACUACUCGUGCAUUAAUGUCAAGGUUGCACCAAAGGGAAAAUGGUAUUGCCCAAAGUGCCAAAAGCUACCUAAGUUUGAGCCAAAAAAGGGAAAGAAACCUUUGAAGUAAAAAAACAAAACUGUAUUUUUUAGUGGACUGUUGUGAAGUUACGCACUUCAGGCACUUUGUUUUAAUGUUGGUUAAAACAAUAUUUAAUUUAUUUAGAAACGUGUACCUUUUUUGAAACUGUUCUUUAAAUAUUUUUAGCAUUUGAUUUCAAGUUGGUGAGAUUUUGCAA